Molecule: messenger RNA, 897 nt
Organism: Zasmidium cellare ATCC 36951
Lineage: Eukaryota; Fungi; Ascomycota; Dothideomycetes; Mycosphaerellales; Mycosphaerellaceae
Exons: 1
Coding region: 1-897 (298 amino acids)
Biological process (GO): mitochondrial respiratory chain complex I assembly; mitochondrial electron transport, NADH to ubiquinone
Cellular component (GO): mitochondrion
Source: RefSeq, a predicted model, not a curated record
AUGUUGGCAACACCAGUCCGCCUGGCCAGAGGCCCUCCAGGCUUUCCCAGCUUCUGGAGGCGAUCCAUGGACGAGUUCAAGCGCCAAGCCACCAUCGCCAUCAACAUGGAGGGACUACGCGAACCUACGAAACCUUUUCCCUUAAUCAAAUUCGACCAGGAGAACAGCAUGGCCAAGUGCAAAGUCAUGAGCGAUCAAGAUAUGGGUGGAUUCUCCAAAGCGAGUUUGACAUACAUUCCUGGGGCAGCACACCAUGAACGAAAUCCCGAGAAAGAGGAUGCACAGAAGGGCGGCAUCAUCGAGAGCGAUGAGGGUGUUGAGCCUGCACAUACGCUGUUCAAGGGCAGUAUAUCGACGGAGCUGCCACCCAACAAGCCGGACAUUCAAAGAUCUGGUUACGCGGCGUGGAGGACAAGAGACCGUGGCAUGAGUCUGUUUGGGAAGCUCUUGUGGGAUAUCGAUCCUUAUUCCUAUCUUGCUCUGCGGAUCAAGUCUGAUGGGAGGAAGUACUUUGUCAACAUCCAGACCGAGUCUAUCGUGCCUACCGACUUGCACCAACAUCUAUUACCAACAUAUACAACAGGUCAGUGGGAGACCGUCAUAAUACCGUUCUCGCAAUUUGUGCGAACGAACUAUGGAUUCGUGGUGGAGCCGCAGAAAGAAAUGAUGAGGCAGAAAGUACGGAGUGUGGGCAUUGGACUAACGGACCGUGUACCUGGACCUUUUGAAUUGAGAAUCGCCGACAUUUACGCAACGAACCGACCACCUGCGAGGGAGAUGGGCAGAGAGGAAGCUGGAUUCGACUUGGAGGAGGAGAAUCAUGAGGGCGGGACUGGCAUGAUGGACGAGAUCGAGCCUAAGAGGAGGAAGGGCGAGCCUGAGCGGAUUCUGAUCUAG